This is a messenger RNA of Candida tropicalis MYA-3404, 408 nucleotides long. It is a transcript of the gene MED11, whose product is annotated as Med11p. Gene Ontology annotation, biological process: regulation of transcription by RNA polymerase II. Gene Ontology annotation, cellular component: mediator complex. The transcript has a single exon. Bases 1 to 408 code for a protein of 135 amino acids. NCBI's taxonomy places the organism in Eukaryota, Fungi, Ascomycota, Pichiomycetes, Serinales, Debaryomycetaceae. The record is from RefSeq and is a predicted model, not a curated record. Gene Ontology annotation, molecular function: transcription coregulator activity.
AUGUCAACAUUGGAGGACGAAAAAGCAGAAAACUUUAUUCAAGAACGAUUAGAUUCAUUAUAUGAAAUAGAUUGUAAAGUAGUAUCAUUACUAGACCAAUUUUCAACUAUUUUCCAGUCUUUCUACACCAAGGAUAAAGAACAGUUUUCAGAACAAACAACAACAAUUUAUUCAACAUUAAGUAAAGUAGCUAUUGAUUUGAGAAAAGAGAUCAAGAUAAUGGAUGAUAAUAUUGGUGUUCAUGAUAAGAACGAUGACGGAGUGAUGAUUUUACCUAUAACAAAUGUUGAUCAAAAGAAUACAAAAUUAGGUCGCAAGAGAUUGAACCUCGAAGUCGAGGAAUUGAAAAAACUAAUAACAGAGGACCAACUGAGUGAAAGCCAAGAGGAUAUAGAUAUGAAAGAAUAA